AGGGACGGAGGGACUUUAAUGAUUUGCACGCUGACCGUAAGGGAAUAGACGUGGCCGAAGACAAAAGUGUUCAUGGAGAAGAAAUGCGGCCACGACAUGGAUGACGGGCUGCACUGAUGGCUGUCUGGCCCCGUGCGUGGCUUCCCUGCCCUGCCUGCCCCUGCACCCGCGCACGGAUUGAUGUGUUUUAGUGCAAACCACGGGCUUGACCCUCUCUUCUCGUCUCUCUCGCUCUCGCUCUCUCGCGUCUCUCUCGCACUGCCAGCACUGCGCUCCACUUCUACGCUCCUCUCUCUCUCUUUCUCUCUCCUCCUCAUUCCUUUCUCCUCCACCACCCGACUACCACCACCUACUACCACACACGACCACGACCACUACCACUCCGCCGCCGUUGUCGUCCCCCCGAUCCUUCGUCUGCGAUGCGCCGCCAGUCACGCGUCUGAAUCGCCUGUCUCGACACACGCACGCACCCCCACGACGACCAUGGACUCGCGCCCGUCACAGGGGAGGCCGUUCCAGUCGUCGGCCUCGCAAUCGUCGCACCCCGCUGCGUAUCCGCAGUACGGCCCUCCGACGGCGUCGCAGCCACCAGUCCACGUCCCCUUCUCGGAUCCGUUUCAGCACCGCGACCCGUUUCUCCCUUCGGCACAACAGCGCAGGGGUAGCUAUGGACUGCAGGGCGGCACAGAGCGAGGCUGGGGCAACAGUUCUGGCGCGGCACGCUAAGCGGCACCAACCCCCGGUCGCGCGCGCGAGAGACAAACAGAGAUCGCGCUAACGCUCCCAUCUUGUUAACAGCGACUGCGACUACGAAUACUACCACAACCACCAACACCACCACCACGACACCCGAGGCCGCGCAAUCCCAGUCGUCGUCGCACCCGCACCGCCACCACCACCACCACCACCGUCC
This is a messenger RNA of Aplosporella prunicola CBS 121167, 913 nucleotides long. RefSeq lists its product as uncharacterized. NCBI's taxonomy places the organism in Eukaryota, Fungi, Ascomycota, Dothideomycetes, Botryosphaeriales, Aplosporellaceae. The coding region runs from base 181 to 726 and encodes 181 amino acids. The transcript is spliced from 2 exons. The record is from RefSeq and is a predicted model, not a curated record.